Molecule: messenger RNA, 2729 nt
Organism: Pomacea canaliculata
Lineage: Eukaryota; Metazoa; Mollusca; Gastropoda; Architaenioglossa; Ampullariidae
Product: desumoylating isopeptidase 1-like
Exons: 5
Coding region: 121-744 (207 amino acids)
Biological process (GO): protein modification by small protein removal
Molecular function (GO): peptidase activity
Source: RefSeq, a predicted model, not a curated record
GAGGGACCACAUGAACAACUGUCGUCAAUAAAUGCCAAUUCAUGCAGGUGAAAGAAUACUCUAGUGGCUGGGCGUCAAAAUUAGAAGCUCAGUUGAAACUUUCAUUCCUUACCCUUCUCGAUGGCAACUGCAGGAAAGUUUCCAGUAAAACUCUAUGUUUAUGAUCUGUCAAGGGGACUCGCAAGAUCGCUUUCACAGAGUUUAAUUGGUCGGCAUAUUGAUGGAAUCUGGCAUACAGGAAUAGUUGUAUAUAACCAAGAAUUCUUUUAUGGUGGCACAUCAGGAAUUGAGAGCUGCCCUCCUAGUGGAACAAUCCUGGGUAAUCCUGAUGAAGUGGUUGACUUGGGCAAGACAGAGAUUCCACAAGAAGUCUUCAUGGAUUAUCUUCAUGAGCUAUCUAUUAAUUCUUUUAGACCCGAAUGCUAUCAUCUGUUCAACUUCAACUGCAACACAUUCAGUAAUGAAGUGAGCCAGUUUCUGGUAGGAAGAGGCAUUCCCUCUCAUAUUACAAGUCUACCACAGGAUGUCCUCAAUACUCCUUUUGGUGCAGUGAUUCAGCCUUUUGUUGAUGCCUUGCAUGUGCAAGGUGGUCACACUCUGUUUCCUGUUGGAUCAGCUAGUCAUUUACAGUCUGAAAGUGAUAGUGAAGAUGCUGAUGAUGUCCAGAAAGACUCAGUAGCAGGAUCUUCCAAAAAUAAGAAAACCACAUCAAUGGGAUCACAAUCGAAGAAGUCUAAAAAAUGAGCUUACAGUGAUUGUGUGCUUUUGUUGUCAAUCAAAAUAUGUUUUGAAGUUUAACAAAAUGUACUAGAUUUUAUGCAAGAAUAACUAGUGUCAUUGUCAUCUGCUCAGUUUUUAGGAAGACUUUUUUUUCACAAAUCUUGGUUGUGAUUCUUGUUUUGUGGAAACUUUUUGUGUUUAGCUUUUGGUUUUAGGUACUAGGAUAUUUAGAUAUUCCAGACUGUCCCAUAUACCUUCUUCAUAAAUUCCUGAACUUUGCUGGUGUUUAGAGCUAGGAAAGGGGACCAUGUCACUCCUUUCUUACGUUGUCUGCACUUGUUGCCCUUGCAUUCUCACAUCCAGUACAAACUGCACUGUUUUAAUUUCUUUGCAGAUUGCUGUCCUAUUUUCUUCAAACUGUUCUUCCAAAACAUCCCAUCUAAACUACUCCAUUCUUUGACUGAUGACCAUACCCUCUCUAUCUCUGUCACCAGAACAGCAGCAUGUGGUCACAGGAUUUUUAGCUGCUGUGCUCUUCCCUUUCAUAUCCACCAUUGAUCCUUUAAACACACUCUAAAAAUACAUCUGUUCCAUGACCACUACUCCUUACACCAGUCAACAUAGUUGUGAUUACAGUCUUUCUCUGCAGAUUUAUGACACUGCAUUUUUAUUGUUCCCCAAUUCCUCUUUGUAUCUUCUAUGUUUUGUCAUUUAUUGUCUGCAUAAUUGUUUCUCCUUUUGUCCAUCAUGAUUAUAUACUAUAGAAAUCACAUUUAUUAUUAUUAUAUGUGUACUUCUGGCUAUCAAAACAGCAGUAUUGUUUAUGCAAGGCUUGAAAGCUGUUACUGUGUGGCUGAUCAGGCAGAUGACCACUUAUUCGUUUUUCAGUGUCCAGGCAUCAUUUUUGUUAUGCAUGAGAGAUAUUGCAUGACACCUGAAUGUGAGCUGUUCACACAUAGUAACGGGGGGAAAAAUACAUUUCAGCAAAGCAUAAAAUGGGUAGUUACUGCACACUUGCCAACAUUUCAAAUUGAAGGUUAUCAGCAAAGAAAAUAAAAAAAUUAACAGUCGUAUAAAAGGUACACUAUAUUUCCUUUUAUAACUGGCUGGACAAAAAAACAGAUGAGGUUUUAUAUUCUUCAUAUUAUUCUGUUCACUUACAAUUGCAAGUUUUUUGUUGCAAUGUAAAAUGUUUACAGACAUGAUUUUUACACAAGCAAAAAAAAAAAACCCUGGCGCUUGUCACACUAGAAGAAAAAUACCUUAAAGAAGCAUGGAUACAGACUUACACAUUCAUGGAGACUAUUGAAUAAAGCUUGGUAUACAUUCAGCACCCUGAUGAAGAGAGUGGUAGCCAUAUCAGCAAGCUCUCACUGCAUCAACUACAGAACCAAAGCCUUGCUAAGGGCAGCAGUGUUAGCAAGCUCAGGCUCACAGGUCGUCUAACAGAUGUCCUGUGGGUGCUACAGGCUGACAACAAUAACUGCCCACCUAAGCAACAAGAAAUAUUAACUACCUAAAAAUGGUACUGCAGUGGACACCCUCACAGUAAUAUUGAAGGCAAUGAGCAGGCUGACAGAAUGGCAAAACAUAAGCUGUAGACAGGACAGGCAAUACGAAAACAAGGUCAGCAUAACAAAUGGAUACCAUCAUAAAGGCUCUGUACAUACCACCCCAGACACAAGACAGCUACUAUUAUCUGUCCAAGUUAGACUGGGUGAAAAUUUUUCACCUCAGAAUAGGGCACAACAGACAAAUGACCACCUAUACUGGAACCUACAACUGGUGUCAUUCCCAGUGCUGUCUUGUGAAAAUGCAGAACAAACUGCGAAGCAUAUCCUACAGGAGUGUAGGCUUCUCCAGGAGCUGAGGGCAGAGAUUGAGCCGUCACUGAUGCCCCUCAACACCAAGCUGUAUGAGCUUGUAGCUGACUGCCUGUUUUAACUUGGAAACUGGUCUCUACGUGUAACCAAGAACAUAUGAUUAUAUACAUAGUAUGUUUGCUUUCA